CCUUCGUGACGCGUCUGACACCGUUGCUGUCAGUGACCAUUUUUGUGUGCACCUGGAGAACGUCACCGUGGAGGCCCGCGGUGGAGGUUUAACGGGCCCGGGAGGCACCUUAGGCCUACUCGGUGAAUCGCGAGUCGCCUCUAAUAUUCGAGGAUUUUUUGCUACCCGAAUCGGCAGCGCCCUACCAGAUACAGGUUAACCCGGAUGGCACUGCGCUUUCCCUCACGGACACCAGACAAGUAGCUUCCAUCCCAAGUAAAACCACCACCCACCGUUGAGAACUCUCCAAUAUGGCGAGAAGAAUCCCAUUCAUCAAUAUGGAGUUUGCCGAACUGAAAGCAGUCGUAUGGGCGAAACUCCAAGAGCCCCGGACCCAAAGAAAACUAGUGUUGAUUAUAGUGUCUAUAGCUUUGUUACUAGAUAAUAUGUUAUACAUGGUAAUAGUCCCUAUAAUCCCAGAUUAUCUACGGUAUAUUGGAGCCUACGAAGAUUUCACGGUUCCGGGAAACGAGUCGCUUCCACCAGGUACACCCAUGAAGCACGACCACCAUGGCCAGGAUCAGGCUACCGGCAUCCUAUUCGCAUCCAAAGCAAUAGUCCAGCUCAUGGUAAACCCAUUCUCCGGAGCGAUAAUCGACCGCAUCGGUUACGACAUUCCCAUGAUGAUAGGAUUGACCAUAAUGUUCCUCUCGACAGCAGUGUUCGCUUGUGGCCGGAGUUACGGCCUCCUCUUCUUCGCCCGAAGCCUACAGGGAGUGGGAUCGGCGUUCGCAGACACCUCCGGACUCGCCAUGAUCGCAGAUCGAUUUACGGAAGAAAACGAACGUUCACAAGCUCUCGGGAUCGCCCUGGCGUUCAUCAGUUUUGGUUGUCUCGUAGCACCACCGUUCGGCGGAGCCCUUUAUCAGUUCGCAGGCAAAGAGGUGCCUUUUCUAAUUUUGGCGUUCGUUUCACUGAUAGACGGUUUCAUGCUACUGCUGGUUAUGAAACCUAUCAAAGCCCAAAUAAAAGAAUGCCAAAUGGCCAAACCGCCAGGCGUGCCUAUUUGGAGACUGUUUAUGGACAAGUAUAUUGCAGUUUGUGCGGGGGCUCUUAUGAUGUCCAAUGUAGCUUUAGCCUUCUUGGAACCAACAAUCACCCUUUGGAUGGAGGACAAUUUAACAACGGAAAGCUGGAAAACCGGAAUAAUAUGGCUACCAGCGUUUUUCCCACAUGUCUUUGGGGUUAUUAUUACAGUAAAAAUGGCAAAAAAAUAUCCGCAAUACCAGUGGAUUAUGGCAGCGGGAGGCUUGGCCUUAGAAGGACUAUCGUGUUUCAUAAUUCCCUUUGCAAAUUCCUACAUUUUCCUUAUGGUCCCCAUUUGUACCAUAUGUUUCGGUAUCGCUUUAAUAGAUACAGCUCUUCUUCCUACCCUCGGAUACCUGGUGGAUGUCCGUUACGUUUCAGUAUACGGAAGUGUUUAUGCAAUCGCAGACAUUUCUUACUCGCUAGCAUACGCCGUUGGACCUAUUAUUGCCGGCGGUGUCGUAGAGGCAAUAGGUUUCACAGCACUUAAUGUACUUAUAGCUUUCAGUAAUUUACUUUAUGCGCCGGUACUGAUGUACCUCAAACAUAUCUACGACUUCAAACCGUUCGAGAACGAAGCCAACGUUCUAAUGCAAGAUCCUCCAAAUAAAGAAUAUCAAACUUAUACGAUGCACGACCAAAAACCCAUUUCAAGUGAAAUACAAAAUCAUUUGGAAUACCAACAACAAGAAACAGAUUUGAGCGCUAAUUAUCAACAGGGGUACCAACAACAAAACUACUCGCAAAAUUACCAAAAUACAUAUCAAGAACCGCCUUAUCAAGAAACUCCAUUCCAGCAGCAGCCACCUCCUCGUCCGCAGGGUCGUGUGCUGCCGCAACAACCUGAAGUGGCUAAUCCAUUCAGACCUCAAGUUCAAUCCACUGGAGGUAACCCUUUUAAACAAGGAUUUUAAAAACAGGUGUGUGUAUGUGUGUGUAUAAGUGUACAUUCGGAUUCUAAGUGUUUUUUCAUUUUAUGUAUAUACCAUACCAAAUUGUUCCUCUUGUUGUAUAUAUUUUGUAGAUUAGAUAAAUCAUUAUAUCCAGUAGGUGGAAAAAGCUUUGAGUGAGGCCAAUCAGCUCAAAUAUUUGAAUAUUUGGGAGGUCCAGGUCGAAAAUGAAAUAUCGAAAAUUUCAAAUUUAUAUUUUUAAGUCGUCUUGAUUUAGAUCUCUCCUGAUUUGAAUUAAUAAAGAGACAGGUAAAAAUUUGACGUUUCGAUUCUUUGCGGUCUUUAUCAAAAUAUGAUAUAGACACUGACAAUUUGCAUAUUUAUAUUUAGAAUAUAUCUUUAGAAUAAACAAAUUUCAAAUAAGAAGAUAUCUACAAUCAAGACGAUUUAGAAACAUAUCAAAAGGUCUAAUGAAUAAGAAAUUGAAGAAACUUUAAUUCUGUUAUUUAUCGCUAUAAUUUUAGUAAGACGUUUUUUAUAUGUCUUCAUAUUUUUAUAGAAGCUCUAGUCUGUAAUAUAUGCAAUAAUACAGUGUGUUCAGGAAAUGCUGUACUCAAACUAGAUAUGAUUUUAUGUCAUUUCAACCAUAUAAUACGCCUUUUGAUGAUCAAUGUUAUAGAAUCACCUCUUCAAAACAUUCUUAGAAAAUGCGCUACCUACAAACUUAAAACUUGAUAUAUUGUAUACAUAUGCAGUGAUUCAUUUUCCAAAAAUUCGAAUACUAUAAGAUGAAAAAAUAUGUUUGUAUGCUUUAAAUUAUUAUUAUGUUCUGUUUUCGACAAAAUAUUCACUUAUUUAAUUCUAUUCUAUUAUUAUCAUCAUCAACAUAAAACCAAAGAUUUUUCUUUACUUCAUGACAAUAUCAUUUCAUAACUCAAAAUUAUAAAUUGAUAAUAUUGAACAGCAUGAAGCAGAAAAAUUAAAAUAAAAAGACAGCUAUCGUACAGUAACCAUAAGUAUUGUCGUGUCAUUGGACAAACGUUUUUUAUUAACCAAUGUUUACCUCGCUGUAUCAAGAUAUCAUUGUAGAUUAAUAAAAUUUAUCAAUUUUGAAGUUUGCCAAGGAAUCGCUUUUUUUAAUAUGCUCAAAAAAAGGCACUAGCAAUCCACUACCUGGAUAUAAAAUCACAUCUUAUAGCUAUAGUUUGAUAGGAGAUUUUCUGGACACAUUGUAUAUAUUCAGUACUGGUACUGAAAUUGAUUUAUUUUUAUAGGUAAUUGUUAGAUAGGGUGUGUAGGGAUAUUGUGCAAUAUUGAAUUGGUAUCACUCAAAUCUUUAGGUCAAUUCUUUAACCAAAAUUCAAAAUCUAUAGGUUCAGUUAUAUUCUUUUUUCUCUCAUUAUUAUAUACAGAAAUGGUUUUCAGAAAAAGUUCAGUAUUCAGUGUUUAAAAAUGAGUAUAAAGUGUGGAAGGCCAAAUUAAUUAUAAUAAAUAUUUUUUGCUUAAUAUACUUAAUAAUCUUUAUUUGCUAUUUAUGGGUAUAACUGUCAUUCGAAAAAAGUUUUCCUAUUGAAUCCAGUCAGUUUAUAAUGUACCUAUAUUUUAUUUCCAAUAAAUAUGUACAAGAUUCCAUUUGGUUUUCUCACACUGUAUGAUGAAGACGAGCUUCUGAUAUUUGAUAUAUAAUGACUGGAAAUACACCUUUAAUUAAUAGGAGGAAUAGAAAAUUAUGCGAAUUUCAAAAGAUUUUAUGAGAAAGAAUUACAAAUUUUGUGUUUCACUUGAGAACAACAGCUUACCAAUGGCAAAAAAAUGCGCAAGGCAAAUUAUAAUUACUAUAUAAUAAAUUAUUGAAUCCUAUUUCAGCACAUUGUAUGAUAUCUCCACAUUUUUCAUAGUUUGAUCAAUGGAAGGAGAGACCAAUGAAGGAUUCUAUAAAAUUCAUUAUAAAGAAGAAACUAUGUGAAAAUUUAUCUCCAAAAAACUUCAGCUCGCUAGAUAAAAGUGAGGUUGUGUUGAUCAUUUGUUGGAAAGUAUGUAUUUUAAUAAUAUAAUCAUUUGAGUAUAACACGAUGAAAGGGAAGAAUCCCAAACUUUAAGUAAAACUGUACGCUCCCACAGCGUUCAUAUAUUUCUUUAUUUUGAAGGGAAUCAUGAAGUAAUGAUUGAAAUCCUAUGAUAUGUCAAUCUCUACAAGCCCCACAUGUCGAUAUUGUAGAUGAACCCUCAGUAAAGCAUGUAUGUCCUCUUUCCCUAUUGUUUUAUUUUUCUCUAUCUCCAACUGUCCUAAACAGUAUGAUAAAAAUUGCUCAUAUGAAAAUAAUGUUGAAAAAAUACACAUACUCUUAUUUACCAUGUUCGGUAUUUGCAAUGACGAGAAAGUUAUCUCCUGAAACGUCAAGAUCAUUUUUGAGACUAUCUAAGGCUUCAUCUCUAUUUUGUACCCAAACGGUAAUUUAAUAUAUUUAUACUGCGUAAAAUUAAAAACUUUAGAAUAUUUUCUUGCUAUUUUACAUUUUUACCACAAUUUUGAAAAUCUGUCGACGUUUAUCUUACGAUUUAGAAGGUGAAAUAUUAUAAAACCUUUUCUUUUAUCUAAAAUUGGAAAUCUUAUAGGUUCUAGUGAAGCCUACAACAAUAUAUUGGUCAGAUUGGCAAUCGUAUUGCUUUAAAAAUACUAUAAUAGAGUGAUUCAAUGAGAAUUUGCAGUAACGAAAUCUAAUGUGAACUUAUGAGGUACUGGCUUCUUUUUCUUCAAAAUAAAUAGCGAUUGAGAAUGUGAGAUCAAUUUUUUCCCACAAAUUCAUGGCCCUUCGACCUUUUAUUACACUCAAAUUGUCAUAAUAUUGAAAUGGAUAUUUUCCAACUAUUUAUGGUUGUUUUACUUUUUAUCAAGAUUUCUGAUAGUUCCUAUUUUUUCGAAUAUGAUUGAUUACACUAGACACAGUUUAUAAAGCACUUAGUUGUGGUGCUGAAUGGGAUCCCUUACAACUUUUGUAUUCUAUUGGAAACGAGAUUUGUUAAUUUUCAAAAAUAUACCGAAUAUUUGUGCUCUUUUGGACAGUAUUUUCCAAAACUGGAAUUGAAAAAUCUUCAAUUUUAGAUAGUUUAAAAUCGAUAGAACUUCUUUUAUUAAUUUUCAACACUUAGUGAGAUCCCAAGAAUUUUUAUCUAAUCAUCAUUUUUUUCGAUAUCUCCAACAGUUUUUAUGAUUUUCACUCAAAGUUAUAUUGUCAAAUGUCUUUCAUAUAAAUGUGAAUAUACACUGAAUAUUUCCAUAUAUCAUGAAGUUUUGAGUUAUCAUCAAAAAAGUGUUUUUCACUUUUGCUUUGAGUUUCAUUACUUUACAUUAUUUUCCAAGAGCUACAAUAAACAACCAAGAGAAAGCGAUAAGAAUAUAAAUUGAGAAUCUAGUUCAUAAAAAACUUCCAUAAAAGUAAAAAAAGUCUGGUAUGUAAGGAAAUCCUCUGAUUAUUGACAUACUGGAAACUGAACUAAGAUAGUGAAUUAACGUUCAAUAUGGAAAAAAGUUAAUGUCAUUAUUCAUAUUCAUAACGAUAACGAUUUAAUGAAAUAUAUCAUUUAUUUUUCAAAUUGUAGGCAAGAAGUGAUUUUAGUUUCCAAUGUUUAAAAGAUUAUUGCUGGAAAAGAGCCAAAGCAUCGAUCUUUUUAGAUAAUUAGCAAAAAGAAUUAUGCUUUCAAAAUAGUUGAAGAAUUGACUUACGUUUAAUCUGGGUACAUUUCUUUUGAUAAGCUUAUAAUUCGCAGAUAUUAAUGAUUCGAUUUGAUAUAAAAGAUUUCAACUCAAACUUUCUUCAUCAUCCAUACUACAGUAAUUUUUAUCACUAUUAGUGAAACAAUUAGGUAAGUAGUGAAAGGAUGUCAAUAAUUUCAUUCCAGUCACUAAGAAUCUCAAACGCUCAAAUAUGACAUUGAUUGGGAAUCAUAUCAUUAUCGGAAAUAUUCUCUGGUGUCUUCGUAAUUAAUUUUAUUGUUCACAUCGAUGAUUGUUAUAAUCAGGGUUCAUUUUAAUAGUAGAAUUUUAUAAAAAAUUGCCAGAAGUAGAAAAACUAUUGUGUGAAAAACUAUUUGUUGUAACUCGUAUUCUUUUGGGCUUGUUAUGAAAAAUUCUGCUUUCUUUUCGUUUGCACAAAUAACUAUUUAUUCCAUAUUAUCACUUCCAUAUUUUCUAUAAUAUUCUUUUUAUAUUUAUUAUUCAUUAUCCCAUAGGCUAUGAGAUCACCAUACAUUGAACCACAUAAUAAAAUAACUAGAUUGAACAUAGCUUAAUGCAAAAGGGCACACAAAAAAAGUUAUAGCUCUUCAGAAGAACAAAAUAGAAACGAAUUUUCUUCAAUAUUUUAUAUUCAACAUUUUGUUAUGAACAUGAAUAGCAUUGCAUUCUUUCCGAAAAAAAAAAAUUAUUUAAAUCCCCCGAUACGGUACAGCCCAAAGAUAUUUAGAGGGGUUUUGAAGCCAUAAAACCUCCCAAACUUUCCUUUGCUUCAAAAUUAAUUUUGAAUUCUCAAACAUUUGUUCAUUUUGGCUGUUGUUACUUCUUUAAAAACCUAGUUCUUAUCAAGAUUUGGCUUCUUUUCUAUUAAGCUUAUGAAAUUCUCUAGUUGAGUGCUCAACAAUUCUGGUCUCAACGAAUAUUUAUCUAACAGAUACCUCAAAAACUACAUAAUUCCAAUUGAAGCUUGUAUUUUUGGGAAUUUCUGAAUUAUUAAGUGAUUAAGAUUUUUGUUGACACAUAUGCAGAAAUCGUAGAUAUGUAUUUGAUAACGGGUUAGUUUGAUGAGGCUAAAACAGGUUUUCAAAUAUUUUUUUGUAAAUUGGUAAUCAUUAAUUAAUGAAGUGCAAAGUGCAGCAGCUGCGAAGCGUAAUGCAGUGUAGCAGGCAGAAAACGAUUCACUUCCAUUGAUCGCCUUUUGCUAAAGUUUUCUGAUAUUAAAAACCUUGGUACAAGCUCAAGAUGUUCGUUUAGUCAAAAUUUAAGAAACUUUAUUUUCAUUCUCAUCAAUUAACAGUAAAUUAGCAUUUACUAGAUGAAGAUUUUUCUAAAAUAAGGGGAUUUGCUAUUGUUUUUUAACAUAAAACAACGGAAAUAUCAUUUUUUUUUCAUUACGUUUGAAGCUAUGCCCCUUCAUAACGUACAUAUAUGUAUUGAAGAGAAUCCGUGCUUAAAAGAGUUUCAUAGCAGAAGCCUACUGAUUAUUUGGUUGUAAGAAAGAGAACGUGAAUUCUGUUAAAAUAAUUCACUUAUAACAUUUGACGCAUCCAUAGAACAAAAUGAUUUAUUCAGAAGACAAUAAUAUUCCGAAAUAAUUCUCUUUUUCUUCUUGGAACAGCGCCAAAUGUAUAAUCAGAAGAGUGGAGGUCGUUUUGAACUUCAAUCUAAUCAAAUGAAUACUUAAUGAAAAACAGGUUGCAUUUCGAUGAAAACUGUCUCUCAGAAGUAGUCAAAAAUGAUGUAUGAAACCGAUGAAGUCAUAAUACUGAAUAUUUGUAUCGCAUAGAAAAGUUUGAUGCUUUUUAGAGGCUCAUAAUCUUCCCAAAAUGUUUAAAAGCUCUUCAGACAUAGUAGUUUCUAUAAGAACAGUUCAUGAAAUAUGGAAAAAAUAGAUUUCCGUUGUUCGUUUCCCAACAGCUGUAACUUUUUUUGAAUGCAAAAUAUUUUUCACACCAGAAUAUGUAGUUAGUUCUUUUUUCAUCAUAUUCGUAAUAAAAACGGAUUAAGUCGCAUAAAAUCCUAUACAAAAGAUUGUGAAAGCAUUUUAUUACUCUUGAAAGAAAUGUGGAAUGAGUAUAUUGAAUAGUUUCGAUCUGCUUUUAUUUAUUCAGUAGAAGUACAAAAAAAUAAAGAUUAUGGACCUUAUCAAAGAAAUUUCACCUUCACAUAUCUAAAAUAAUCAAUUAUAUCUGCUAAUAAUUAUAAAUAUGUACCCAUAUUAGACAAAGAUCGUAUUUUAUUCACAACUAUAAAGAAAAUAUAUGGAAAUACAUAUUUUAGUUUGUCUCUGAUAGUUUUGUUUGACGUUUUUAAUAUAUUCUAAUAAUAUAUCAACUAAGAUCGCAAACAUAUCAGAAUCGAAUGAUUCAAAGUGUUAAGUCGUGAUAGGUCGAUAACUCGAUCGCUUAGAUAUACAGAAUUAGUUAUUAAGACAGAGGAUAUCUUUGAAAAUUGUUCAAAUGAUGUGAAAGAAAUGAAUUAAUAUCAUUCGGUGCUAAGCCGGUCCAUAUAUAAAUUUGGACUAAUCCAGAAAGUUGAUUUUUUGAGUAUUGUACGUGUAGUACCUUUCCGCAUCUGAAAAAAAGGGUUGAACUUUCUAUAAUACCUCUAAUAUGCGAUUUGAUACAGGAAAUCUGAUAAAACUUUAUUUGUAGCUUUUUUAUACAACUUAUGCCAACAUUUUUUUCUACCGUUAAUAUUUGAUCAGAUAUCAAAAUUUCUUUAAUUUCUUAUUUCUUAGACCUUUUAAUAUGUUUAUGUUUCUGAAUGUUCUUGAUUAUAAGUCUCUUCUGUUUCAAAAUUAGUUUUAUUAAUAAUUUUGCAAUAAAAGAGACCUAAAAUUCAAGAACAUUUAGAAACAUAAAGAUAUCAAAAUUUAGAUCAUAAAAUUUGUUUUUUCCCACUUUCCCUCGUUUCAUGCAAGAUAUCAAAAACAGUUUUCUUUCAGUUGAUCUUAUAGAAAAAUAUGACCUAUAAAGUGUCGCAAAAUUGUCCAUACCAUUCCUCCAAGCACGUUCCUCUUCACCAUUGAGAUGCUUAAAAGAUUAUGGAACUUCGUCUUAUUACUCAUUAUUCUAUCUACUCCAUUCCAUUGAAGACAGUUGUGUUUUGAGCGCCUCUACGGAUUUGUGAAUGAAGCUCGGAAUUUGACCAAAAAGAAAACUGACUAACGAAGAGCGUAGAAGGGAAUGUUGAGAGCAUGAGCAUAUGUAGUUACAAAGUCGAUCGAUUUAGAGGUUAUAUCUACCACCAGAUAGUAAUCAAACUUUGCUGUAUAUGGUGUUUAUAUACAUGAAAAUUAAGUGAAUAUUUUGCGAUUACAGUGAACGACAAAGAAGUUGGAUCAUCUUCACUACUCACAUCAACGGAAAACGCAGUAUAUAUCAUAUAUUUACAAGUGGAAAAGUAGCUCUAGGUUUAUAAGCUUCCUUAAGAAUAUGGUUAGCGUCGAACAAAUUAUUGACUUACAGUCCAUGCGUAGUACAAUUGAACCAGCUUCAUCAGAUCUUUUGAAACUAAACUGUCUGUGGAAGUAGAUGAACAGGUGUUGCUUCAAUUGUAGUGUGCGAAUAUACAACAAAGACGUCAAAGUCUAACCAUGUGAAUAAUUUCAUUACAUACUAAGAAACCGAAAAUGCGCACCGAUUUACGUCGUGUAAGUCAUGAUUUUAACUUGAUUUCAAAUAUUAAUACGCUCUAAUAUUUGAGAUUUCUUUCAAUUCUGUCACGUG
Molecule: messenger RNA, 9419 nt
Organism: Diorhabda carinulata
Lineage: Eukaryota; Metazoa; Arthropoda; Insecta; Coleoptera; Chrysomelidae
Gene: VAChT
Product: vesicular acetylcholine transporter
Exons: 2
Coding region: 291-1979 (562 amino acids)
Biological process (GO): chemical synaptic transmission; xenobiotic transport; transmembrane transport
Cellular component (GO): terminal bouton; AP-2 adaptor complex; membrane
Molecular function (GO): xenobiotic transmembrane transporter activity; acetylcholine transmembrane transporter activity
Source: RefSeq, a predicted model, not a curated record